GAACCGUUCAUUAUCAUUAUAAUACAUUUUUUCUCAAAUCGAAUCCAAAAAAAAAGAAAUUUUUUUCAAAAAUGAAAUUCAUCAUUACCCUUUUCGCUGCCAUUGUAAUGGCUGCUGCCGUAUCUGGUUUUAUUGUUGGUGACAAAAAAGAAGAUGAAUGGCGUAUGGCAUUCGAUCGUUUAAUGAUGGAAGAAUUGGAAACAAAAAUCGAUCAAGUUGAAAAAGGUUUACUUCAUCUUAGUGAACAAUACAAAGAAUUGGAAAAAACCAAAAGCAAAGAAUUGAAAGAACAAAUUCUUCGUGAACUUACUAUUGGUGAAAAUUUUAUGAAAGGUGCAUUAAAAUUUUUCGAAAUGGAAGCUAAACGUACCGAUUUAAAUAUGUUUGAACGAUACAAUUAUGAAUUUGCUUUGGAAAGUAUUAAAUUAUUGAUUAAAAAAUUGGACGAAUUGGCUAAAAAAGUUAAAGCUGUAAAUCCGGAUGAAUAUUAUUAAUUUAAUCGACAUUUAAUCCAAAAAUGUUUCCAAAAUAAAAAUUUUCUCUUAUAAAAAAAAAAACAUCAAAUAAAAGUUUACUAAAAAAA
Messenger RNA from Dermatophagoides pteronyssinus (European house dust mite), 583 nucleotides. RefSeq names its product mite allergen Der p 21.0101. NCBI's taxonomy places the organism in Eukaryota, Metazoa, Arthropoda, Arachnida, Sarcoptiformes, Pyroglyphidae. The record is from RefSeq and is a predicted model, not a curated record.